Messenger RNA from Diuraphis noxia (Russian wheat aphid), 2233 nucleotides. RefSeq names its product aldehyde dehydrogenase 7 family member A1 (gene Aldh7A1). NCBI's taxonomy places the organism in Eukaryota, Metazoa, Arthropoda, Insecta, Hemiptera, Aphididae. Gene Ontology annotation, molecular function: aldehyde dehydrogenase (NAD+) activity. The record is from RefSeq and is a predicted model, not a curated record.
CUGAUAACCUGUUUUUGAUUAGAUAAACAAAUGUCAAUGUUAACUUGUAGUAAAGCAAAUAAGUUAUUUUUCAACAGUUUUAAAUUAUCCACGGACUGUUAAUAUAAUUCAACAUAAAAUAUUUAUGUUUGCUAAUAUUAUUGUUCACCUAUAAAAGUUUAGAUAACCAUGAAUUGUUUACAUUCUAGUCAUCUAAGACAUGUUAAGUUUCUGAAGUAUAUACGUCUAUCUCUAAGAAAAWGCAGUAGUUUUUUAAUUAAUGACAGUAAAUAUUCAUUUCUCAAAGAACUUGGUUUAAAUGAAGAAAACGUAGGUGUCUAUGACGGCCAAUGGAACGCAAAUGGAAAUAUAACUACAUCGUUUUGUCCAGCAAAUGGUCUACCAAUAGCUUCAGUUCGUAAUGGUAAUGAAGAAGAUUACGAUAGAUGUGUGUCAAAUGSUCUUGAAGCUUGGAAGGUAUGGUCUGAUAUACCUGCUCCAAAACGUGGUGAAAUCGUUAGGCAAAUUGGCAGUGCAUUUAGACAAAAAUUAGAACCACUUGGAAAAUUGGUAUCAUUGGAAAUGGGUAAAAUUUUGGGAGAAGGUAUUGGUGAAGUUCAAGAGUAUAUUGAUAUUUGUGAUUAUGCUGUUGGUUUGUCAAGGAUGUUUAAUGGUUCAAUAUUUCCUUCUGAAAGACCAAAUCACAUUAUGUUGGAGCAAUGGAAUCCAUUAGGACUUAUAGGAAUUAUUAGUGCAUUUAACUUUCCUGUUGCAGUUUAUGGUUGGAAUAGUGCUAUAUCCAUGGUAUGUGGUAAUGUUGUAAUAUGGAAAGGAGCGCCAACUACUUCUCUUACUUCAAUUGCAACUACAAAAAUAUUAGCUUCAGUCCUAGAAAAAAACAAUGUUCCAGGAGCUGUUUUAUCUUUAUGUACUGGUGAUGUUGAUAUUGGGGUGUCAAUGGUUAACGACAAACGGGUGAAUUUGGUUUCAUUUACUGGAAGUAGUUCUGUUGGCCAAAAAGUUGGUGUAGAAGUGCAAAAACGAUUUGGUCGUGUGUUAUUAGAAUUAGGCGGUAAUAAUGCUAUUAUUGUUACUCCUGAUGCUAAUCUUGAAAUGGUAUCACAAUCUGUGGUUUUUGCAUGCUGUGGAACAGCUGGGCAAAGAUGUACCACUACUAGAAGAUUAAUUUUGCAUAAAUCGAUUUACAAUACAGUUUUAGUAAACUUAGUUAAGGCAUAUUCUAAUGUUUUAAAAAGAUUAGGAGAUCCACUUGAUAUAACUACUCUUUAUGGUCCUAUGCAUUCAUUAACAGCUGUUGAAAAUUUUAAGCAAACAAUAUCUGAGGCUAUUGAGGCUGGAGGACAAAUUGAAUUUGGAGGAAAAGUUUUGGAUAGAGCUGGUUAUUUUGUUGAACCUACCAUUAUAUCAGGUUUGAAGUAUGAUUCACCUGUGGUGUGUCGUGAAACAUUUGCUCCUAUUGUUUAUGUAUUAAAGUAUGAUACUUUGGAUGAAGCUAUUGCGUGGAAUAAUAGUGUAGAUCAAGGAUUAUCAUCUAGUAUCUUUACUAAUGAUAUUGGAACGGUAUUCAAAUGGACUGGCCACAAAGGAUCAGAUUGUGGUAUUGUUAAUGUUAAUAUACCAACAAACGGAGCAGAAAUUGGUGGUGCAUUUGGUGGUGAAAAGCAUACUGGAGGUGGAAGAGAGUCUGGUUCAGAUUCUUGGAAACAGUACAUGAGAAGAUCAACUAUUACAAUUAAUCAUGGAUUUGGAYUAACAUUGGCUCAAGGCAUUAAAUUUGAAUAAUAUAAUUGAAAAUUGAAAAUUUUUUACUAAAAAUAUUGAAGGUUACUUAUUUCUAUUUUUUUAUAGUUAAUUUGCGGUAACCAAGAUAAUAUUAWUUUUAUUGAUGUUUAUCAUAAUAUGUAAUUUCAAUCAUAGAUUAAUUUGUUAUUGUUUAUACUAAAUGCAUUCMAAAUUUUUACAUAUCUUUUUUCAAAGUGUUUAUUUCAGGAAUAAGCAUAUUGCAUAUAAUAUUUUAAAAACAAACUCAUGCGAGACUAAUCUCAACUUACAAAAGUUAUUCAAAUUGAGCUUUAUAAUAAAGCAUAAUAAAUAAUAACCAUUCUGUUGAUUAAGUGUUUUAGUUAUUAAGUAGAUAAACCUUGCAAUCUCCUUAAUUUAAUGAAUUGUCUUCAGUUUUUAAUGUUUUACAUUUUUUAUUAAAAUAUAUCAAUAUUCCGUGGUGUAAUAUAAU